CUGAAUAUUUAAAUGUGCAACCAUCUCUAGUGUUUACAGAAAAUGGUCCAGAAAAGCAACAAUAUACAGCCAGUCAUUGUUGAGUUGAUACAAUUGCAACAUUAACUCAAAUGAAAAAAUUGUUACAACCAAAAUAUGUAGAAGAGCAUCUCUGAAUGUAUAAUAUACAUUGACCCAGAUGUGCUACAGCAGCAGAAGACCACACUGGAUUCCAUUCCGAUGAACAGAUCAAGAAACUGAGGCAGCAGUUUGCACUACAUUGGACAACUGAAGACUGUAAUUGUUGUCAGUUCAUAUUAUUCUUCAGUUCUGCUGCCAUACUUGGAUGGCGGGGACAUGAUGUCAGAUGUUAGAAUUUGGUAUAGACAACAUAAAAGGAUGGAUUGAUCCUUCCUUCUAUCAACAGUUCAUGGUGCUGCUGGUGGUGUAAUGGUGUGGGGGAUAUUUUUGUUGCAAACUUUGUGACCCUCAGCACCAACAUCGCAUCCUGAGUAUUGCUGCUGACUAUGUGCAUCUCUUCAUCACUGUAGAGUUUCCAUCUUCUGAUGGCUGAAUCCAGCAGGAGCACCCACCAUGUCGGACUGCAGAACUUUUGAUAGUUAGUUCAUUUCUGCACACCCAAAGGGAUCACAUCAAUAAACGGUGAAAGGGAGCCUUGUAGUGUAAUUCUUGACUUGACCUGGUUGGAAGAGCCAUCACUGAGAUAUCACAAUGUCAGAAGAAUACACCACGUACUACGAUUACCAAGAUGACAACACAAGCUUUGCUCCUACCAACCUAAGUGAUGUAAAGGACUUCAACAAAGUGUUUCUCACCACUCUCUACAGUUUGGUUUUCAUCAUGGGCUUCAUAGGUAAUGGACUAGUGGUGAGUGUCCUGGUGAAGCACCGCAAUCAGAGCAACUUGACAGACAUCUGCCUCUUCAACCUGGCUCUCUCUGACCUCCUCUUCGUCUUCACGCUGCCUUUCUACUCUCACUAUGUCAGGGUCGGCCAGUGGACUUUUGGAGACUUCAUGUGCCGUUUGAUCUCCGGUUCUCACCACAUUGGCUUCUUCAGCAGCAUCUUCUUCAUGGUUGUCAUGACGCUGGACCGCUACAUGAUCAUUGUGCACGCUCACAGGGUUGCACGUUAUCGCACAAAGAGGGCUUCCAUCAUUCUGACCGUGCUUGUUUGGAUGCUGAGCUUGUUUGUCUCUCUGCCAGAUUUUAUCUUCAUACAACAAACACAAGACUCCCAGAAGUUUGAGUGUGACUAUCCUGAGGAGAGCAAAGUCUGGGAGCAUUACAGCCUAUUCACCAUAAAUGUGCUGGGUCUUGUGAUUCCCUUGCUGGUGAUGGUAGGUUGCUACUCCAGGAUCAUCCCCACGCUGGUGAGCAUGAGGACUGCAAAGAAGCAUCGCAUUGUCAAGCUGAUCAUCUGUAUAGUGGUUGCAUUUUUCUUACUCUGGGCUCCAUAUAACAUUUCCCUUUUCCUGGAGUUUCUUCAGAAAAGAGAAAGAAUCCCCAAUGGUCCAACCUGGGACAAUAAUAUGAGGCUGUCAAAAACAGUGACUGAGGCCUUAGCUUACACUCACUGCUGUCUGAACCCCAUCAUUUAUGCUUUUGUGGGAGAGAAGUUUAUGAGACGAGCCUUGCAGCUGCUGAAAACGUUUUUUCCUUUUUACGGAAGAUAUUUGUCAGACAGCUCAUUCAGGAGAAGCUCAUUUAUGUCCAGGGGCUCUGAAGUCACCUCAGCUUCUUUGAAACUAUAGAAGGUGGAGGGCAGUUGUAAUUGUUUUUGGCAUGAAUGUUUCACCCUCAUUUCAUCUUUUUCCUGCUAGUUUUGUUUUUUUAGUCACUUUGCCAAAUACCACCAGUGUUUUUCACCAGUGUCUCUCCUUUAAAGUUUGUCUGUACACCUUUAGAUCUUGCGAAUGUGAUCAUGACCAUAAGAUUUCAGAUUUCUUAUAAACAACUGUGAAAAGUGGUUUAUUGAAAUAUAUGGCAUUUUGAAGUUGGGAAUUUGAUGUGAAACAAAUUUUCCAGUGUUCAUUUUUUUUUCACACUUUUUAAAUAUAUAUAUAUAAUACACAGUGUACUGACCUACUUUUACUACCUUUUACUUUUACAUUGUAAAUAAAUUCUUUUCUUUUGCCUCAGUAACUUUGACUACUAUUUCAGAUGGGUUUUUGGUUUAUCUUUUUUUUCCCCUCUGCCUGCAUACUGUACUGUUUUCCAGGUAUUGAUCUUACACACGCUUAUGUUUUUUAUGACACUUGUACCUUUACUAGCACUGUUCAUGAAUCAAGGCUGGCA
Molecule: messenger RNA, 2296 nt
Organism: Oreochromis niloticus (Nile tilapia)
Lineage: Eukaryota; Metazoa; Chordata; Actinopteri; Cichliformes; Cichlidae
Product: C-C chemokine receptor type 2-like
Exons: 4
Coding region: 712-1752 (346 amino acids)
Biological process (GO): immune response; cell chemotaxis; G protein-coupled receptor signaling pathway
Cellular component (GO): membrane; external side of plasma membrane
Molecular function (GO): C-C chemokine receptor activity; C-C chemokine binding
Source: RefSeq, a predicted model, not a curated record